AUGUCAUACAAUAAUAUACGCAAUCAGGAACCAGAUUUAUUAGGUGAUGACUUUAUAUUACCAGAUGAAGAGCCAACAGCAAAUCCAUUCAAUGAUCCAAUAAAUUCUGAUGCUGAACAAGUUCCAAAUUCAUCUACCACCAAUUCGAAACCACAAAACAAUGCUCAAUCCCACAUAUUUCAUAUUUCAUUUUAUAGACAGUUUUUUGAUUUGAAUAGUGAUGACUUUUUUGUUAAAAUUAAAAAUUCAUUAAAUCCAUUGGCUAGAAUUGACUUUAAUGAGGAACAAAAUGUUAAUGAGUUAUACGGUUUUGUUUGGAUUACUGGUACAUUAAUAUUUUUGAUGUUUGUAUCAUCCACAAGCUCACACUUGAUAAAUGAAUGGCUCAAUGGAGACAAAGACAAAAAAUUUGAUUAUGAUUUUAAUUUAUUGAAUAGAUCGAUCUUAUUAUUUUAUGGAUACAAUGUUAUAGUUCCAAUACUAUAUAAUUUAAUCACGAAUUGGGUUUACAAGUUUCCUGAAAAUGUUUCAUUAAUUCAAGUUAUUUCAAUUUAUGGAUAUACUAAUGUUUUAUGGAUUCCCGUAACUGUUAUAAAUUUGAUCAUAAUAUCCGUAAAUGAUCUGUUUAGCUUUAUGGUAAAUUUAAUAAAAUGGGGUAUAGUAUUAUUUGGUGGUUUCUUUACUGGGUUAAGUAAUAUUAAUAAAUUGAUGCCGGUCGUAACAAAGAAUUGUCUAUUACUACAAGAUCAAAAUAAGAGAAUGCUUUACUCCGUCAUUGGAUUUUUAAUAUUAGCUCAUUUAAUAUUCACAGUGUUGAUUAAAAUCAGUUUUUUCGGGUUGAAUUGA
This is a messenger RNA of Insectozyma verbasci, 846 nucleotides long. NCBI's taxonomy places the organism in Eukaryota, Fungi, Ascomycota, Pichiomycetes, Serinales, Debaryomycetaceae. The record is from the annotation of a GenBank genome assembly.